AUGGGCAUCAAUGACGUAUCAGACGACAAACUUGUUUCGAAGCUUCUAGACAAGUACCAGUCUGUGUUCAACGAGGACAUCUCAGGACACGUCGGUCCUGCGGUACAACUUGAACUCGUGGAAGGAGCGAAACCAAAGACCACUGCGAGGUUGUACAAGGCAGUGCAGGAUGGCACAGUGGAGAAACUCAUUGGAGAUGAGUUCACUCCUUACCGACGACGAGCGACCACACUAGCAUUUCAUCGCGAGUGCCUCACGCUUGGAUCCCGGGUGAUCAUACCGAGCUCAGCACGAUCCCACGUUCUGGCACUUCUGCACGCUGGUCACCGAGGCAUGGUAGCCAUGAAGAAGCGCGCAAGGAGAUACGUAUGGUGGCCCGGAAUCGACAAGGUGAUCGAAGAAACGGUGCGACAGUGCCGUGAAUGCCUUUCAACGCAGAAGAGCGCACCCAAAGCUCCUAUUCCCUCCUGGGACCGUCCCAAGACACCAUGGCACACGGCGCACGUUGACUUCGCGGGACCACUACUCGGGCGCACCUACUUGGUUGUUGUUGAUGCACACGCAAAGUGGGUGGAAGUCCGGCACGUGACGCAAGCAACAUCCGCGGUUGUCAUCGAUGUGCUACGAAGUAUCUUUGCUACGUUUGGCAUUCCCUGA
Messenger RNA from Rhipicephalus sanguineus (brown dog tick), 657 nucleotides. RefSeq lists its product as uncharacterized. The record is from RefSeq and is a predicted model, not a curated record. Gene Ontology annotation, molecular function: nucleic acid binding. The transcript is spliced from 2 exons. Bases 1 to 657 code for a protein of 218 amino acids. Lineage: Eukaryota; Metazoa; Arthropoda; Arachnida; Ixodida; Ixodidae.